AUUUAAUGAGAGGAUUAAUAGUGAGAUUCAGAUUUUCAGAAUAGGUUUAAGUUUAAUAGCCAAUUUAAUUGAAAAGAUUUUAUAAGGAAGCAAGUAUUGAGAUGGCUGUGAAUCCAACAAAUCCAUAUCAUUAAUGGUUAGUGAAAGUAAAAUAAUAAAAAUUAUAUUAAUAAGUUGGAUGGAAAGACAGUAAAGACUCCAUCUAAAAAUACAUUAGCUGUUCCAUCUCCUUAAUUAGCAUCAUUUAUUGCUCAUGAAUUUAAUAUGUAGACAGAUUAUAUAAGACCAACAACAAUGCCAUUAUUAACUUUAGCAAGAAAUGCUAUAGAUAUUGAGGCAGAUGAUAGAAUUAGAUAAUUUAUGGAAUAAUCAAUUAUCAGUUAUUUAGAAAGAGAUACUGUAUUAUUUAGAGAGAAUCCAGAAACUAAAUUAUAUAAAAUAUAAAAGGAGAAAUUAGAUCCAUAAUUGAAAUUAUUUAAUGAGAAAUUUGGAUUACAUUUAAAAACCAAUUUUGGACUGAAUAUUGAACCUUUAAAAUAAUAUGAUUAAAUAAGAAUAGAGACAAUUGUGAGUGAGUUAAAUAAUUGGUAAUUAGUGAGUUUAGAUGCAAAAGUAGGUAAUAUAAUUUAAUAAAUAGUAGAAAACUUAAAAUCAUGUAUUUUGGCACUUCUGAUUUGGAAUAAUCAUUUAUAAGUAGAAGAAGGAGUAAAAUUAUCAAGAUUAGAAGAAGAUUUCUAGAUUGCAUAAUUUGGUAAAGUUGAAGGACAUCAUGAUUAUGAUGAGAAUACAAUAAUGAUGAAUGUCUCAGCUUCAAAAUUAUUUGCAUAAUUGAUUUAAACAUAGAGUAUUGCUUAUUGA
Messenger RNA from Paramecium sonneborni, 858 nucleotides. NCBI's taxonomy places the organism in Eukaryota, Ciliophora, Oligohymenophorea, Peniculida, Parameciidae. The record is from the annotation of a GenBank genome assembly.